This is a messenger RNA of Ambispora gerdemannii, 323 nucleotides long. NCBI's taxonomy places the organism in Eukaryota, Fungi, Glomeromycota, Glomeromycetes, Archaeosporales, Ambisporaceae. The record is from the annotation of a GenBank genome assembly.
AAUUCCAUACACAAACUCAACUGUUACUAUGGCAACAACAACUAAAUAACCGUAUUCAAAGUACAAAUGAAUCAGUUAGCCAAUAUGCAGCUGAUAUCCGCUCAUUACUUCAUAAAAUUGACCCAGACAAUACCUAUCCAACUCAAUAUAAAAUUCGUGAAUUUACCAAAGGUCUCAAUCCACAAUAUGCCUUUUUCAUUAAUUUGCACCAAUCUGAAACAUUUGAGAAAGCUAUUUCUAUUGCUAUUAAAACAGAAACUGGAUUCAAAACCACUUAUAACAAUCCAUUUACAUUGGCAAUCUCAACUAUACUAAUUGACUAA